Mesocricetus auratus (golden hamster) is the source of this 1931-nucleotide messenger RNA. It is a transcript of the gene Asf1b, whose product is annotated as anti-silencing function 1B histone chaperone. The record is from RefSeq and is a predicted model, not a curated record. Gene Ontology annotation, cellular component: nucleus. Gene Ontology annotation, molecular function: histone binding. The coding region runs from base 498 to 1103 and encodes 201 amino acids. The transcript is spliced from 4 exons. Gene Ontology annotation, biological process: DNA replication-dependent chromatin assembly. Lineage: Eukaryota; Metazoa; Chordata; Mammalia; Rodentia; Cricetidae.
GGUGGCUCUGCUCUCUGUGGGGUGUGUCUACCGGAAGAUCAGGACGGGGGCGGGUCACGCCGGUGCGGUAACCCUUGGGAUUGGACAAGAGAAGUUCCGCGCUCUAACUCCGCCCACCCCGGCGCAAGAUAUUCGAAUCGGUGACGCUAGGGAUUGGUUCCGGAUGGACACAUUAGGAAGCUGAGAGAUUGUCGUUCCGCCUCCCGUGAACCGUGAAGAGGGAGCUUCUCUGAUUGGUCUGCGGGCAGAGGCGGGAGCCGGAAGACGCCUCAGGAUUGGCUGACCGGGCUCACGCGCCGUCAUAGAUGCUUAGCGGCGAUUGGCUGGAGGGUGGAGUCGGCUAUUUGAAGGCAGCGCGCGGACCCGAGACGCUCUUUAGAGAGAAGAGUUGGAGUCGCCGAGAGGUACUGUCUCGCAGACCUCCUCUUCUCAGUCGCCAUUGCCUCCGCAGGACACCGAAGAAGGCUCCACUGCAGCUGUGACCCCCUGGCGAGACCAUGGCCAAGGUGUCGGUGCUGAACGUGGCUGUCCUGGAGAACCCGAGCCCUUUCCACAGCCCCUUCCGGUUCGAGAUCAGCUUCGAAUGCAGUGAGGCCCUGUCAGACGACCUGGAGUGGAAGAUCAUUUAUGUUGGCUCAGCUGAGAGUGAGGAGUUUGAUCAGAUCCUAGACUCAGUGCUGGUGGGCCCUGUCCCUGCUGGAAGGCAUAUGUUCGUCUUUCAGGCUGAUGCCCCAAACCCAUCCCUCAUUCCUGAGACAGACGCCGUGGGUGUGACUGUGGUUCUCAUCACCUGCACCUACCAUGGACAAGAGUUCAUCCGUGUGGGCUACUAUGUCAACAAUGAGUACCCAAACCCAGAGCUUCGGGAGAACCCACCCCCAAAGCCAGACUUCUCACAGUUACAGCGGAACAUCUUGGCUUCUAACCCCCGAGUGACCCGAUUCCAUAUCAACUGGGACAACUCAGACAGGCUGGAGGCCAUAGAGAACCAGGACCCCAACCUGGACUUUGGCCUUCCCCUCAAUUGCACUCCCAUCAAAAGCCUGGGCCUCCCUAGCUGCAUCUCUGGCCUCCUCCCAGAGAACUCCAUGGACUGCAUCUGAUGGGGGCCAGGCUGGUCCUAGUAGGACCAUGGCCAGUCUCCUUGCACACCUGGAGGAGACCUACAGGCCCUCAUACUUGAUCAUCUCAAGGAUUUGGGGGCCACCAGCUGCCUCCAGACCUGUCAGCCCCAAGGAAAAUAUGGACCCCAGCCUCUCAGCUCAGGCCCAGAAGAACCAUCUCACUCCUGACCCACCAGCCUCUAAGAAGCAGGUACUCAUUAUGCUCAUUCUUUGUAUCAUUUUUCCUUCUACACUCUCAGUGCCUCUGAGAAGCUCUCUGAACAUCACCUUUCAUGAGGCUUGUUUGGGUGAUGCUUGGCUAGCCUUUGGCUAAAGGCUGUCACUCCUUGUCACUCCAGUUCUCAGGGUCUCAGGCAAGGAAGACUGUUUAAAAGGCAGACUUGGUACCACUACUGUCCUUCCAGGGUAUCUAGGUCAUUUAGUCUAACCACUGCUAGAAAACUCUCCAAAGGUAAGCUCCCCUGGCCAUGAAGGGAUGGCAGGUACUUUGGUCACAGCCACCUUCUAAUCUCGUGACAGAGCCUGGCUUUCUGAGAGUGUUGCUUUGGGUAGGAGGCAUGUUGGAGGUCCUGCUUCGUGGAGUCAUCAGGGUUUGCUUUGAUGACAUGUUCUCAUGAGCUACCCAGUACUCCAGGAUAAGAAGGCAUUGGCAGGCUGACCUGAGAAACUUCACUCCAUCUACCCUUACCCUAAGCCCUGGGUCCCCUUGCUGCUGCUACAUGGAUGCUGUUGUGAUUGCAAUGUGUAUAUGAAAAUGCUUUUAUAUUAAAAGUUUUGGUUGGUUUAAAAAUAAAAGCACUUCAUCUA